CCAGGUCACAGAUUUCCUGAAUAACUGACAAUGAAAAAUCAAACCACAGUGACCGAAUUUAUCCUCCUGGCACUUUCCAGUGACCCACAGAUGCAGAUUUUCCUCUUCCUAUUGUUUUUAGUUAUUUACCUAAUCACUCUGGGUGGUAAUAUAGUGAUCAUUGUGGAGAUAAGAGCUGAUUCUCACCUUCACACACCUAUGUACUUCUUUCUCUUCCAUUUAUCCUUUGUUGAUAUCUGCUAUUCCUCAGUCACGGUGCCUAAAAUGCUGAUGAACUUCCUAGUAGAGCACAAAACUAUUUCUGUCAAUGGCUGCAUCGCCCAGAUGUUCCUUAUUAUCCUCUCAGCUGGUGCUGAAAUUUUCAUUCUCUCAGCCAUGGCUUAUGACCGCUAUGCUGCCAUCUGUGAUCCAUUACAUUACGUGCAGACAAUGAGCAAAGGAAUCUGCGUUCAGUUGGUAAGUGGUGCAUGGACCAUGGGCUUCUUCUAUGCCCUUCUUAACACAAGUUUUGCCCUCAAGUUGCAUUUCUGUGGGCCCAUUCAAAUCAGUCAUUUCAGCUGUGAGCUCCCUCCUCUGUUGCAACUGGCCUGCACUGACACCCUCACCAAUCAACUGGUGCUUCUUACUUCUUUUGUGAUAUUUGGGUCAAGCUCCUUCCUCCUCAUGCUGAUCUCCUACAUUUACAUCAUCUCCACCAUCCUGCGGAUACGCUCUGCAGAGGGCAGGCGUAAGGCCUUCUCCACCUGCAGCUCCCACCUGAUCGUGGUUGGUUUGUUGUACUUCACGGCUUUUUUCCAGUACACAAAACCCAGCUCAGUCUCCUCUGUGGUUCUGGAUGAAAUGUUCUCCAUCCAGUACAGCAUCUUGAACCCCAUGUUAAACCCCAUCAUCUACAGCCUGAAAAACAAGGAGGUGAAAACGGCUCUAAGGAAUAUAUUGGGGAAAUUCAGAUUUCUCAGUUAGUGUUGAUUCUCUCAUUUUUUGAAAGUCAGAAAGC
Molecule: messenger RNA, 997 nt
Organism: Gopherus flavomarginatus (Mexican gopher tortoise)
Lineage: Eukaryota; Metazoa; Chordata; Testudines; Testudinidae
Product: olfactory receptor 5V1-like
Biological process (GO): G protein-coupled receptor signaling pathway
Cellular component (GO): membrane
Molecular function (GO): olfactory receptor activity; G protein-coupled receptor activity
Source: RefSeq, a predicted model, not a curated record